Molecule: messenger RNA, 2400 nt
Organism: Oldenlandia corymbosa var. corymbosa
Lineage: Eukaryota; Viridiplantae; Streptophyta; Magnoliopsida; Gentianales; Rubiaceae
Source: the annotation of a GenBank genome assembly
AUGUCAAACGCCUUCAUUUUAACCACAAAUCCUUUGAUUCAUUUUUCUUUUUUCUUCUGCUCACGAGAAACCCUUCAACAAACUGAUCACUUUUCCAGAGAUCUUGGUCAAUUGAUCACCUUGCAUUUCUGUGAUCUUGGAUUUCAAUAUUUAUUCAAACUUUAAAAAAAAAAAAAAAACAUAAUCCCUAAAAUCUCUGACAAUCCGUUUUCUUCCUAUAUCAAAUUUCAGAGUGAAACAACAAUCAGGGGAAAGGAGGAAGAUCAAGAUGGAUAUGAAUCCAUCUAAUAAUCUUCCGAACUUCCAGGGAACACAUUUCGUGGAUAUCCAUGAAGUCUUGCAUGAGGAUGAAGAGGAAGGAGAAGGAGAAAAGAAACUCAUCAACAACAAUAAUAAUACCAAUGUUAAUGUUCCUAAUCAUCACGACAAAGCCAAAAACCGGUUUGUUCAUCCGAAGAUUAGGAAUAUUAACACAGACGGAAAGAGACCCCCACCUCAUCAUAAGGGUUUUAGCAGGCAAGUUUCGUUGGAGACUGGAUUCUCUGUGCUGAAUGGAGGAAGUUCUUCCAACAACAAAGCUCAGAAAAAGUUGCUUACCCGAAGUGGAAACAGUUUUGGUGAUUAUGGCUCGGCACGUUGUCAAGUUGCGGAAGGUAGAAAAGCAGAUUUCAACAUGUUCAGGACUAAAUCAACUCUCAGUAGACAGAAUUCGGCUUUGCCUCCCAAAGAUGUUGGUGGAAAUGACCCAUGUCUGAAGAAGGAUAUUGAGUCUGGUGGAGUUGAUGUGAGCGUUCCUGCUGGUAGAUACUUUGCUGCUCUUAAAGGACCCGAAUUAGACCAAGUGAAGGACUCUGAAGAUAUAUUAUUGCCAAAAGAUGAGCUAUGGCCAUUUCUCCUUCGUUUUCCCAUUGGUUGUUUUGGUAUUUGUUUAGGCCUAAGCAGUCAAUCCAUACUUUGGCAUGCUCUAGCAGUUAGUAAAUCAACCCAAUUUCUCCAUAUUACACCUUUUAUCAAUAUAGCUCUAUGGAUUUUGGCCUUAAGUAUCCUUGUUGCGGUUACUGUGACCUAUGCACUCAAAUGCGCACUCUAUUUUGAAGCUGUCAAGAGAGAGUACUUUCACCCAGUCAGAGUCAAUUUCUUCUUUGCACCAUGGGUUGUCUGCAUGUUUUUAUCCAUAGGUGUGCCGCCUAAAUUUGCACCAGAAACUCUUCACCCAGCCAUUUGGUGUGUGUUCAUCACCCCAAUACUCUUUCUUGAUCUCAAAAUCUAUGGCCAAUGGCUUUCGGGUGGCAAAAGACGGCUCUCUAAAGUGGCGAAUCCGUCUUCUCAUCUCUCGGUUGUAGGGAAUUUUGUCGGGGCAAUAUUGGCUGCUAAAGUUGGUUGGGUGGAACCAGGUAAGUUCUUGUGGGCAGUUGGUUUUGCUCAUUACCUUGUGGUGUUUGUGACAUUGUAUCAGAGAUUGCCUACGAGCGAAGCGCUGCCGAAAGAGCUGCAUCCUGUUUAUUCCAUGUUCAUCGCAACUCCUGCUGCAGCAAGCAUUGCUUGGGGAGCUAUUUAUGGUCAAUUUGAUGGCCUUGCAAGAACAUGUUACUUCAUGGCCGUGUUUUUGUAUUUGUCUCUAGUUGUCCGCAUCAACUUCUUCUGGGGAUUCAGGUUUUCAGUGGCAUGGUGGUCUUAUACCUUUCCCAUGACAACAGUAUCAAUAGCAGCAAUCAAGUAUGCAGAUGAAGUUCCUUGCCCAUUCAGCAAAGGGUUUGCAGUUGCUCUUUCAUUCAUGUCAUCUACAAUGGUGUCCAUCCUGUUUGUCUCCACUCUUCUUCAUGCUUUCUACUGGCAGACAUUGUUCCCCAAUGACCUAGCCAUUGCCAUAACAACAAAGAGGACACCUUCAGCCAACAAGGACAAGAAAUCUCCGAAAAAGCGAUAUGACUUGAAGAAAUGGACCAAGCAAUCCCCUCUGUCUUUUGUUUCUAACCUGAGGAAGCAGCAUUCAGGUGACAAGUGUUCUGAUGAAGAAAACUGAGGUUAGUUUAAUUUGGAGUUCCGAUCAGAAAGAGCAACCUAACUACAGAGAGAUGCUAGUCGUCCAUUGAUGGAGGUAGGCUUGUGGAGGAGUUGAGUUCAGAGAAUGUAAAUUAUGCAGAAACUUGUUGGGAUGGGAAGACUGGCAUUCUUCAGGUGGGAGAUGAACCCUUUAUCAUGUGUAUACUAGUAUUUGAGUAUUGAUGGAAUAACAGAUGUAUUCUUAGUUUACUGUACUAUGUACUAAUAUACUAUAGAGAUACUUCCUAUUAAUGCCUUUGGAAGUAAACCUACUUUCUACCAAUGUGUGUAUUACAUUAUCUUAUUUAUUGUAUUAUUGUAAACCUACUUCCCAAAAUAAUUAUCUUAUUUAUUGUA